Molecule: messenger RNA, 3736 nt
Organism: Globicephala melas (long-finned pilot whale)
Lineage: Eukaryota; Metazoa; Chordata; Mammalia; Artiodactyla; Delphinidae
Gene: ODR4
Product: odr-4 GPCR localization factor homolog
Biological process (GO): intracellular protein localization
Cellular component (GO): endomembrane system
Source: RefSeq, a predicted model, not a curated record
UUAGACACUGGGCCGCUAGAGGGCAUCGGUCCCGGCAGGGCCGGACGGCAGACGCCGGGCUACCGCCACGCUCUUAAUGGCGCCCGGAAGGGGGCGGGGUGGCGACCGCAGUCGGUUUGGCUGAGGCGCUGCGGUGAAAGGAGGGGGCCAGCGUGCGUCAUCAAUCUGAGCCACCUGACUCCAGAGACCCCGGGUGUGGAGUAGGAAGUGAGGUGCGGGAAGUUCGUCGCUUUCUGAUGAAUUCAUUGACUGUGGAAUUGGGACCGGUGUGGAAUCUGGUCCCUGGAGGCUGGUACUUGCACUCUAAACACCUUUCUCAGGUGGUCUGACAGUUCGACAGAUUUGUCUGCCACGCGUGCACAGUCUGAGUACAGGAGGUUGAAUUAGUUCUUAAUAAUGGGAAGAACCUACAUUGUAGAAGAGACUGUCGGCCAGUAUCUUUCAAACAUCAGUCUCCAAGGAAAAGCUUUUGUCUCUGGUCUUUUAAUAGGACAGUGUUCUUCACAAAAGGAUUACGUGAUUCUUGCCACUAGAACGCCACCCAAAGAGGAACAAGAUGAGAGCUCCAAACAUUCCAAAGCUAAGUUGGAUAACUUGGAUGAAGAAUGGGCCACAGAACAUGCCAACCAGGUAUCCAGAAUGCUACCAGGGGGACUUUUAGUUCUUGGAGUAUUUAUUAUUACAACUUUAGAAAUGGGAAAUGAAUUUCAAAAUACCCUACAUAGAUUGAUGUGUUUUCCUCUUUUUCAGCUAGUAUUUGCUGUGGAAAAAUCUAUGAAUAAAAAGAGACUGUGGAAUUUCACAGACGAGGAAGUCUCAGAACGAGUGACACUUCACUUUUGCUCUUCUACAAAAAAAACAUUUUGUCGAACUUAUGAUAUCCAUAAUCCAAAGAGUUCUGCAAAACCAGCAGAUUGGAAGUAUCAAAAUGGACUAUCAGCUUCAUGGCUUUCUUUAGAGUGUACAGUAUAUAUUAAUAUUCAUGUCCCACUGUCUACUACUUCUGUCAGCUAUACUCUGGAGAAAAAUACAAAGAAUGGACUUAUACACUGGGCCAAGCAAAUAGAAAAUAGUAUUUAUUUGAUUAAUGGACAAGUUAAAGAUGAAGAUUGUGACCUAUUAGAAGGACAGAAAAAAUCUUCUAGAGGAAAUACUCAAGCAAUUAAUCAUUCUUUUGAUGUCAGAGUGCUAACACAGUUGCUUCUGAAUUCAGACCACAGAUCCACAGCCACAGUCCAGAUCUGCAGUGGCUCUGUAAACCUUAAGGGUGCUGUGAAAUGCAGAGCUUAUAUUCAUAGCAAUAAACCCAAGGUUAAAGAUGCUGUACAGGCCAUGAAAAGAGAUAUAUUGAAUACAGUUGCUGAUCGUUGUGAAAUACUAUUUGAGGAUCUGCUUUUGAAUGAAAUUCCAGAAAAAAAAGAUUCUGAAAAAGAGUUCCACAUCCUCCCUCACCGAGUUUUUGUCCCCAUUCCGGGAUCCACUGUAAUGUUAUGUGAUUAUAAAUUUGGUGAUGAGUCAGCUGAAGAAAUUAGAGACCAUUUUAUAGAGAUGUUAGAUCAUAUGAUUCAAAUAGAAGAUUUGGAAAUUGCAGAGGAAAUAAACACAGCCUGUGUAAGUUCCUCUAUGAAUACUGAAGCUUCAUUGGACAACACAGAUGAUGAACCACCAAAACAGCCAAUUAAAACUACAAUAGUGUUGAAAAUUCAGCAAAACAUAGGUGUGAUUGCAGCAUUUGCAGUUGCAGCCCUUGCUGCGGGUAUCUCCUUUCAUUACUUCAGUGAUUAGGGUGAGGCACAAAGAGCUUCCUGAUCAUCCAGAGAACACUGACCAACAAUUAUGAAUAAUAAUGAUGCAAACAAUCCAUCUGCGUCUAAGACAAUAGCAGUCAGAUCUGCUGCCAUAAUGCCUAUUAGGUGUGUUUCUGACUAAAAUGAAAUCACCAGCUGCCUUCUUUAGCCCUGCUUAUAUUAUAGGUGGCUCAGGCUUCCAAGAAUAAAGUUAUGAAUCUAGAUGGAAGUUGCAUGUAACAAAUCGUUAUUAUCUAUUUUUUAAAAUGUUCAAAAUCAUGGUUUAUUUUCAUAGAUUUUAGUCCUGUUGACCUGAACCACAUAUUGAUCAGGACAUUGGAAAUUUGAAUAGUCAGGGUUGACUGAAUAUAUUAGUAAUAGAACAAUAGAAAUUUCUGCAAAGUGGGGCAAAAACUUAUUGGAUAAGUUCAUAGUUUAGGACCUUUCUAUACUGAUUCCAAAAUACUGAUUGAGUUCCAUUUGAGGGGUAGGAAACCUCUCCAGACCUCUUGAAUCAGCAAGGAUUGUCAUAAAUCAUGAGCUUUCUCUGGUUAGUAUAUCAUAACCUAAUAUAUUAAAUAAGACUUUUGCUUCCAGUAAUAUAUUAGGUCCUGCAAAACAGCUAGAUCCUGAAUACAGUCUCCUUUUGAAUACAUUAAUAGGCUCAAAGAAAGUAGGGGAAAUCUCCAAGAACUACACCUCUAUUUUUUCUCCCUGACAAUGGAACACAUUUUGAUAUGGAAAUUAUGAAAACUAUAUUAAGCAUAAGGUUGGCAGUGGUUGCCUGGGUGACAAAUACCAAUUGCAGCACUGCCAUAUGCAGUUUUCCUUAGACCAGAAACAAGGAGAUAAAUCUGAAUCUGAGAUGUCCCAUCCAGGACAGUUGAAGUGGGCCUCAGUUUGUAAUACCCUAUAGUUCCUGGCAGAAACAAGAUAUAGGCCCCAGAUUCCCAUAGAUUAAGAUAAGCAGUAUUAUUCAUGGCUGGAGAUCACCAGGUGCAAGUUGAAACUAGCUAGCUUGAGAAAGAACCUGUAGAUAUAAACUUUGGACUCAAUUUUCCAAGGUCUUAUCAUCAACAUACAUGAAGGAUGGAACCACAGACUGAUCUGAAAAAGAAACAAGUGGAACUGCUUGAUGAGAAAUAUGUUACUUGCAAUUUAAAAAAAGAAAAACCCUUAGACAUGUUGAAUAUCAUAUUAGACUCAGCUGAAGAGACAAUACAUAAACUGGAAGCUAGAUAUAAGGAAAUUAUCCAAUGUGCAGCCAGGAGAAACAAGGUGUUAGAAAAUAUAAAUAUUAAGGAAAAGAUAAGAGAUAUAGAAGGAAGAAUUAUGAAUACUAGAAGUACCAGCAGAAGAGAAUAGAGAGGAUGGAGGAGUGGCAAUAUUUGAAGAGAUAACAGAAUUUUCCACAUUUGUUGGAAAAACACGAAUUCAUAAGUUCAGGAAGCACAGUGUAUCCCAAGCAUAUAUAGAUAAAAUCCAAGCCUAAACCCAGUGUAGUAUAACUGUGAGAUACCAAACAGAGGAUUCUUAAAGCAAUCAAAGGGGGAAAAAGAUUAUCAGUGAAGGCAAGACAGAUACUUCAGAAAGCUUCUCAACAGCAACAAUGUACUCCAAAGGUGGUAGAAUAGUGCCUUCAAAAUUCUGAGAAAAACAAUUGUCAACUUGGAAUCUGUAUGAAGCAAAACUGAAAUAAAUACAUAUUCAAGUGAAAAACAGAUUUUACCAUCAGUGGAACUUCUUUAAAGAAAUUGCAAAAGGAUUAUCUUCAAGAAGGAAAAUAAUUCCAAAAGGAUGAUCUGAAAUUGAAGAACUAGUAAGCAAAUAAAUGAAAAACAUGUAAAUCAAAAGUGUUGUUUGUAUAAAACAAUCAUAAUGAAAGAAGUGUUUAUAAGAAGCAAGAUUGUAACUAAAUAAAACUAAAUAAACAUUUUAUGCAACAUUAA